UCAAAAUCAGGGGGCAGUGCUUCGAGUUUCCUUUUCUAGUCCGCAAAGAAUCAAAUCGAGAAUCUCUAACGGCAAAGCUCCGAUGUCCAAAAUGGUCAAGCUUUCGAGUUUCUCUCAAGUCUGUAGAACGCGUGCAAGAGCGCGCACAGCUCAUUUCUCAGUUGAAAGUUGUCCAAUUAAGCAAACCCCUCCCAACCACAUUCCUUAUUCGUUAUCGCAAUCCUCCCAGAUCAAAAAACAAUGGAUGCCCCUGAAGUAAACAAGGAAUUGCUUGGGGAACUUGUAGCACUUGGAUUCCCCCUAGCCAGAGCAACAAGGGCAGUACAUUAUUCUGGUAAUGCUAGCCUUGAGGCUGCUGUAAAUUGGAUUAUUGAUCAUGAAGGUGACUUAGAUAUUGAUCAGAUGCCUCUGGUAACAGUGAACAUCAGUAUUGAUGAUUCUACACCUGCUGAUAUUACCGAAGAAGUAAAGAUAAAAGCACAACUGCUAAGGGGACACGCACACAAAACUGAUAAAGAAGAAGAAAAGAGAUCCAAAAGAGAGAGGGAGAAGAGGAGGAUUCAAGCUGGUAAGGAACUGCUCGAGUCCAAGCAUAUUGCAGAAGAAAAUGAAAGAAAACGUAGUUUAGCCUUGAGGAAAGCAGAGAAAGAGGAAGAAAAAAGGGCAAGGGAGAAAAUCCGUCAGAAGCUGCGGGCAGAUAAGGCUGAGAGAAGAAACAAGCUUGGAUUGCCACUGGGAGAUCCUGUAGAUAUAAAACCUGCCAUGUCUAUGGGCUUGUUGUGCGUCAAGUAUGCUGCAAAGGAGCCUAUGAGAGACUGCUUAAGGUCUCUGAAGCUCAAUUGCAAGGAUGAUGAUGCCAGGGUGAAGAGGGCUUUUCAAACCCUUCUAAUAUAUGUCAGAAAUGUUGCAAAUAAUCCUAAUGAGGAAAAGUUCAGGAUGAUCCGACUUGGUAACCAGGCUUUUAAGAAAAGAGUUGGGGAUUUCGAAGGAGGUGUUGAGUUUCUUGAGCUUUGUGGGUUUGAGAGAACUGAAGGGGGCAAGUUCUUGAUUCUUCCGCGCAACAAGGUUGACAUGGCUGUAUUGAAUGCAGCAGCAUCUGUAUUGAAUUCUGCGAUAACGAAUCCCUUCUUUGGAUAUUUUCAGAGGACAACAGAAGAUGAUGGUCUUGUUUAGAAGUAAUAGCUUAAAUCUAAAAAUUAUAAGAAAAAUCUGCCUAGUGACAACCGAAUGAACAACCAGAGAUGGUAUAUCUACCACAAAAAAUGAACUUGUAUUUAUGUAAAUUUCUUGUGCUUGUAUAACUAUGUUAACUAUAUAUGAGACUAGCUACUAGUGUUAAGAGUGA
Molecule: messenger RNA, 1345 nt
Organism: Malania oleifera
Lineage: Eukaryota; Viridiplantae; Streptophyta; Magnoliopsida; Santalales; Ximeniaceae
Exons: 11
Coding region: 241-1173 (310 amino acids)
Molecular function (GO): protein binding
Source: RefSeq, a predicted model, not a curated record